CUGGGGGCGCUGCGGCGACCCCUCCGCCGCCCCGUAGAAAUCUCCGCGGCCCCGGGGCCGCUUGCUUCCUGUUUGUCCGACGAGGAGACAUGGCGGCGGCGCCGGCAGCGGCUGGGUCCGGAGCCGGCCGAGGGAGACGGUCGGCAGCCACAGUGGCGGCUUGGGGCGGAUGGGGCGGCCGGCCGCGGCCCAGUAACAUUCUGCUGCAGCUGCGGCAGGGCCAGCUGACCGGCCGGGGCCUGGUCCGGGCGGUGCAGUUCACUGAGACUUUUUUGACGGAGAGGGACAAACAAUCCAAGUGGAGUGGAAUUCCUCAGCUGCUCCUCAAACUGCACACCACCAGCCACCUCCACAGUGACUUUGUUGAGUGCCAAAACAUCCUCAAGGAAAUUUCUCCUCUUCUCUCCAUGGAGGCUAUGGCAUUUGUUACUGAAGAGAGGAAACUUACCCAAGAAACCACUUAUCCAAAUACUUAUAUUUUUGACUUGUUUGGAGGUGUUGAUCUUCUUGUAGAAAUUCUUAUGAGGCCUACGAUCUCUAUCCGGGGACAGAAACUGAAAAUAAGUGAUGAAAUGUCCAAGGACUGCUUGAGUAUCCUGUAUAAUACCUGUGUCUGUACAGAGGGAGUUACAAAGCGUUUGGCAGAAAAGAAUGACUUUGUGAUCUUCCUGUUUACACUGAUGACAAGUAAGAAGACAUUCUUACAAACAGCAACCCUCAUUGAAGAUAUUUUGGGUGUUAAAAAGGAAAUGAUCCGACUAGAUGAAGUCCCCAAUCUGAGUUCCUUAGUAUCCAAUUUCGAUCAGCAGCAGCUCGCUAAUUUCUGCCGGAUUCUGGCUGUCACCAUUUCAGAGAUGGAUACAGGGAAUGAUGACAAGCACACGCUUCUUGCCAAAAAUGCUCAACAGAAGAAGAGCUUGAGUUUGGGGCCUUCUGCAGCUGAAAUCAAUCAAGCGGCCCUUCUCAGCAUCCCUGGCUUUGUCGAGCGGCUUUGCAAACUGGCAACUCGAAAGGUGUCAGAGUCAACGGGCACAGCCAGCUUCCUUCAGGAGUUGGAGGAGUGGUACACAUGGCUAGACAAUGCUUUGGUGCUAGAUGCCCUGAUGCGAGUGGCCAAUGAGGAGUCAGAGCACAAUCAAGCCUCCAUUGUGUUCCCUCCUCCAGGGGCUUCUGAGGAGAAUGGCCUGCCUCACACGUCAGCCAGGACCCAGCUGCCCCAGUCAAUGAAGAUUAUGCAUGAGAUCAUGUACAAACUGGAAGUGCUCUAUGUCCUCUGCGUGCUGCUGAUGGGGCGUCAGCGAAACCAGGUUCACAGAAUGAUUGCAGAGUUCAAGCUGAUCCCCGGACUUAAUAAUUUGUUUGACAAACUGAUUUGGAGGAAGCAUUCAGCAUCUGCCCUUGUCCUCCAUGGUCACAACCAGAACUGUGACUGUAGCCCGGACAUCACCUUGAAGAUACAGUUUUUGAGGCUUCUUCAGAGCUUCAGCGACCACCACGAGAACAAGUACUUGUUACUCAACAACCAGGAGCUGAACGAACUCAGUGCCAUCUCUCUCAAGGCCAACAUCCCUGAGGUGGAAGCUGUCCUCAACACCGACAGGAGUUUGGUGUGUGAUGGGAAGAGGGGCUUAUUAACUCGUCUGCUGCAGGUCAUGAAGAAGGAGCCAGCAGAGUCGUCUUUCAGGUUUUGGCAAGCUCGGGCUGUGGAGAGUUUCCUCCGAGGGACCACCUCCUAUGCAGACCAGAUGUUCCUGCUGAAGCGAGGCCUCUUGGAGCACAUCCUUUACUGCAUUGUGGACAGUGAGUGCAAGUCAAGGGAUGUGCUCCAGAGUUACUUUGACCUCCUUGGGGAGCUAAUGAAGUUCAACGUUGAUGCGUUCAAGAGAUUCAAUAAAUAUAUCAACACCGAUGCAAAGUUCCAGGUGUUCCUGAAGCAGAUCAACAGCUCCCUGGUGGACUCCAAUAUGCUGGUGCGCUGUGUCACUCUGUCCCUGGACCGAUUUGAAAACCAGGUGGAUAUGAAAGUUGCCGAGGUCCUGUCCGAAUGCCGCCUGCUUGCCUACAUAUCCCAGGUGCCCACGCAGAUGUCCUUCCUUUUCCGCCUCAUCAACAUCAUCCACGUGCAGACGCUGACCCAGGAGAACGUCAGCUGCCUCAACACCAGCCUGGUGAUCCUGAUGCUGGCCCGACGGAAAGAGCGGCUGCCCCUGUACCUGCGGCUGCUGCAGCGGAUGGAGCACAGCAAGAAGUACCCCGGCUUCCUGCUCAACAACUUCCACAACCUGCUGCGCUUCUGGCAGCAGCACUACCUGCACAAGGACAAGGACAGCACCUGCCUAGAGAACAGCUCCUGUAUCAGCUUCUCAUACUGGAAGGAGACAGUGUCCAUCCUGUUGAACCCGGACCGGCAGUCACCCUCUGCUCUCGUUAGCUACAUUGAGGAGCCCUACAUGGACAUAGACAGGGACUUCACUGAGGAGUGACCUUGGGCCAGGCCUCGGGAGGCUGCUGGGCCAGUGUGGGUGAGCGUGGGUAUGAUGCCACACGCCCUGCCCUGUUCCUCCCUGCUGCUCUCUGCCUGCCCCAGGUCUUGGGUACAGGCUUGGUGGGAGGGAAGUCCUAGAAGCCCUUGGUCGCCCUGGGUCUGAGGGCCCUAGGUCACAGAGAGCCUCAGUCCCCAUAAUGAGGACAGGGUACCAUGCCCACCUUUCCUUCAGAACCCUGGGGCCCAGGCCUACCCAGAGGUAAGAGGACAUUUAGCAUUAGCUCUGUGUGAGCUCCUGCCAGUUUCUUGGCUGUCAGUCCCGGAGUGGGGAGGAAGAUAUGGGUGACCCCCCUCCCCCGCAUCUGUGAGCCAAGCCUCCCUUGUCCCUGGCCUUUGGACCCAGGCAAAGGCUUCUGAGCCCUGGGCAAGGGUGGUGGGUACCAGAGAAUGCUGUCUUCCCCCAAGCCUGCCCCUCUGCCUCAUUUUCCUUUAGCUCCUCUGGUUCUGUUUGCUCAUUGGCCGCUGUGUUCAUCCAAGGGGGUUCUCCCAGAAGUGAGGGGCCUUUCCCUCCAUCCCUUGGGGCACGGGGCAGCUGUGCCUGCCCUGCCUCUGCCUGGGGCAGCUGCUCCUGCCUGAGCCUGGACACGGGGCCCUUCCUUGUGUUGCCAAUUUAUUAACAGCAAAUAAACCAAUUAAAUGGAGACUAUUAAAUAACUUUAUUUUAAAAA
This is a messenger RNA of Symphalangus syndactylus (siamang), 3213 nucleotides long. RefSeq names its product transient receptor potential cation channel subfamily C member 4 associated protein (gene TRPC4AP). The record is from RefSeq and is a predicted model, not a curated record. Gene Ontology annotation, cellular component: Cul4A-RING E3 ubiquitin ligase complex. Gene Ontology annotation, biological process: ubiquitin-dependent protein catabolic process. NCBI's taxonomy places the organism in Eukaryota, Metazoa, Chordata, Mammalia, Primates, Hylobatidae. Gene Ontology annotation, molecular function: phosphatase binding.